This is a messenger RNA of Erinaceus europaeus (western European hedgehog), 2635 nucleotides long. It is a transcript of the gene MAOB, whose product is annotated as monoamine oxidase B. Gene Ontology annotation, molecular function: oxidoreductase activity. Bases 144 to 1760 code for a protein of 538 amino acids. The transcript has 16 exons. The record is from RefSeq and is a predicted model, not a curated record. Lineage: Eukaryota; Metazoa; Chordata; Mammalia; Eulipotyphla; Erinaceidae.
GCCCUGGGCUGGCAAUAUAGCCGCCCCUUGCAGGCAAGCGCGCAAGUGUGCGGGGGCAGUGCAGCGGGGCGGGGACUGAGACCCAGAAACCCGAGCAGCAGGCACCUGGCGACUCCAAGCUGGGCGAACAUCAUGAGCAACAAAUGCGAUGUGGUCGUGAUUGGGGGCGGCAUCUCAGGUUUUUAUCAUUGAAGAUGCCUAUAAAAUUUAGAUGGAAAAGAGUUCUGCCAAUAUUUUCUUGUAUGUCGGCAGCCAAACUUCUGCAUGACUCUGGCCUGAAUGUGGUUGUUCUGGAAGCCCGGGAUCGUGUGGGAGGCAGGACUUACACUGUCAGGAACCAAAUGGUUAAAUAUGUAGACCUUGGAGGAUCUUAUGUUGGCCCAACACAGAAUCAUAUUUUAAGAUUAGCCAAAGAACUAGGAUUGGAGACCUACAAAGUGAAUGAAGUCGAACGUCUGAUCCUCCAUGUAAAGGGCAAAUCAUACCCCUUUAGGGGCCCAUUCCCAACUGUAUGGAACCCAAUUGCCUAUUUAGAUCAUAACAACCUCUGGAGGACAAUGGAUGACAUGGGACGAGAGAUUCCAAGUGAAGCCCCAUGGAAGGCACCUCUUGCAGAAGAAUGGGAUCGCAUGACCAUGAAGGAACUGCUGGACAAGAUCUGCUGGACACAAUCUGCAAAGCAGCUUGCCAUUCUCUUUGUGAACCUGUGUGUCACUGCGGAAACCCAUGAGGUCUCUGCUCUCUGGUUCUUGUGGUAUGUGAAGCAGUGUGGGGGUACAACCAGGAUCAUUUCAACAAGCAAUGGAGGGCAGGAGAGGAAAUUUGUGGGAGGAUCUGGCCAAGUGAGUGAGCGGAUAAUGGACCUCCUUGGAGACCGAGUGAAGCUGGAAAGGCCAGUGACUCACAUUCACCAGACAGGAGAAAAUGUCCUUGUGGAGACUCUAAACCAUGAGAUCUAUGAGGCUAAGUAUAUUAUCAGCGCAGUCCCUCCAACUCUGGGCAUGAAGAUUCAUUUCAAUCCCCCUCUGCCAAUGAUGAGAAACCAGCUAAUUUCUCGUGUGCCUUUGGGUUCAGUAAUCAAGUGUAUGGUUUACUAUAAAGAGCCCUUCUGGAGGAAAAAGGAUUACUGUGGAACCAUGAUUAUUGAGGGAGAAGAAGCUCCAAUUGCUUACACACUGGAUGAUACCAAACCUGAUGGUAGCUAUGCUGCCAUAAUGGGAUUUAUUCUUGCCAACAGAGCCAGAAAACUGGCACGUCUUAGCAAAGAAGAAAGAUUGAAGAAACUCUGUGAACUCUAUGCAAAAGUCCUAGGCACCAAAGAAGCUUUAGAGCCGGUGCACUAUGAAGAGAAGAACUGGUGUGAGGAACAGUAUUCUGGGGGCUGCUACACGACCUAUUUCCCACCGGGUAUCAUGACUCAAUAUGGAAGAGUUCUACGCCAGCCAGUGGGCAGGAUUUAUUUUGCAGGCACUGAAACUGCCACACACUGGAGCGGCUACAUGGAAGGGGCUGUAGAGGCUGGAGAGAGAGCAGCCCGAGAGAUUCUGCAUGCCAUGGGCAAGAUCCCAGAGGAUGAAAUAUGGCAGUCAGAACCAGAAUCUGUGGACGUUCCUGCAAGACCCAUUACCACAACCUUCUUGGAGAGAAAUUUGCCUUCUGUGCCAGGUCUGCUGAGGCUGAUUGGAUUGACCACCAUCAUUUCAGCAACUGCCCUUGGCUUCCUGGCACACAAAAGAGGACUCCUUGUACGGGUCUAUUGAGGAGGGCAUUUGUAAUCUCCUCUUACUUAAUUUGGUGUGUGGGGUUAAGAAAGGGGUUGCAAUAUACUUCCUUGAAGUCAUAAAGAAUAUAGAGUAAUGUGGGGGAACAUGAAGUGAAGGCAUAUUUCUGACUCUAGUAAAUAGUAUCUCUUCAUUUUUGGUCCCUGAUUAUUGACCCUCCCCUAGUUUCACAUUCUUUUCCUCACAUUUCCAACUUUAAUGACUCCAGAAUUAUUUCCAGUAGUUAAACAGAUGCAUUAAAGGUCGCGGGCAAUCUAUGAUAUGGUCUUUUUGCAACACACACACACACACACACACACACACACACACACACACACACACACACUCACCACCUAGCUUUUCCCUACCUCUCUGCCUUUGUCUUGUCUCUUACAUUAAGAUCCUUAUGUUUCAACUUUUCUGAAUUUUUUUUGUCUUUAGGAUGCUGUAUUUCUAUAGCCGAGAUACUUAGAGGAAUUUCAUUAUUUUAGAGUUGUGCAUACUAUAGAUGUAGAUGUGGGAUUUAAUUGUUCAUGGUACAUAAUAAGUCAUUGCUCUUCUGGUGAUAUAACACAGGUUCAUUGCUUUUCUUGUCUCUUAGGAAGUGUCUGUCAGUGACCUUUCUCUGCUUUCUGCCAUGGUCGCUGAUGGUCUGCCCUUGUGUGUGUUACUUUGUGCCAAGUUGUUAUAUGCUACUCAGAUGCUACUAAGUAUAUAAUCUUAAACCUUACUGUCUCAUGAAAUGUGUAUCCGCUGGUGUUAAAUUUUUGAGCUUGUGACUUUUUUUUCUUUUCUCUCCUUUAUAUCUUAAAUUAUGUAUGGACACAAAUGUCAGUGCACACUUGGGUAAUUAAAAAUAAAGUUGAUUGACUAGA